Folsomia candida is the source of this 2420-nucleotide messenger RNA. RefSeq lists its product as uncharacterized. Gene Ontology annotation, biological process: SCF-dependent proteasomal ubiquitin-dependent protein catabolic process. Lineage: Eukaryota; Metazoa; Arthropoda; Collembola; Entomobryomorpha; Isotomidae. Gene Ontology annotation, cellular component: SCF ubiquitin ligase complex. The record is from RefSeq and is a predicted model, not a curated record. Bases 158 to 2122 code for a protein of 654 amino acids. The transcript has 8 exons.
UGCUGUCAUAUUUCACGAAAGUAAUAAUUACUUUCGUUCUUCCGAAUUAAUUAUUAAUUAGGAAAGUCGCCAGUUAACAGUGGCAAUCACAUUUUGAAUCUCAGUGUUCAGUUCAUCCUCCUAAGUUAGGAAUCCUAACCAUACCUAAGCUUAGAAAAUGGACCAGGAGGAGGAUCCAAACGGAGGUAGUGGAGGAAGAGGAGAUGCGCCAGAACAAGAAGUUUUACUCAACAAGCUUAUCAAUAAUACAGUGAUUGGGGAAAAUAUUUGCAAGCACUUGUCCCUGGCCGACAUGAAGGUGGUAUGCCUCUCGACCAAAGGCAUGUAUGACAUGGUUCGGAAUAGUCAAGCGUUUGCGGAAAAAGCAACUCUUCUCAUUUGCAAGGAGACUGUCUUGUUGGAUAAAUUUCUAGUGGAGACAUGUGAGUAUCCCUGGAAGGGGUUGGAUAUCGAUGUGACCAUUCCGCCAACGGUGGUGGACCUCAUCAUGGACGUUCUUCCCUUUGUCACUCGACUGUAUUUACGGCUCGCCCGGACGGAUAAAGUGGAGGGCAAAGAUUUAACUCGGUUUGUCACCACUCUGCUUGCCAACACCAAGGCGUUAAAAUUUCUCCAACUGGAAUCUGUCUUUUUGGAACAAGUUCUACAUGAUAUUCUCUCGGAUGCGAGUGUGCAAGAGACGCUCUUGAAACUAAAAACGUUGGAGAUUUGUACGGGAAAUAAAAAGAAUGAUGCGACCUAUUAUCUGGAUUACGACGAGGGGGAAGAUCAGCCUUUUCCCAGAAACUUUUACCAACUGUCUUGCAUUGCCUUCAAAUUGACGAGCUUGUCUCUUGGGAAAAUGUGUACUGUCAACGGAACUGAAACUGACCAUGUCAAGUUUAUUCCAGCAAUUAUUGGUUCCACUUCUGAGACACUGCUUGAAUUAAGUGUUCACAUGUGCGAGGUUUGGAAGUUGGAGUCAAUGCAGGUCAUUCACUGCCCAAAGCUCAAACGCCUGUCCGUGACUGCCUACGGAGUGGAUGGGGAGGCGGUAGCAGCCUUCAUUUCCCACCAACCUCACUUGGAACAUUUAUGGAUAAGCAUGAAGGAGACUUUCUCUCUCAAAUUACUCACUGUUGUGCAGGGGAGAGGGACCAAGCUAAAAAGUCUCCACUUCACCAUAAAGACCUUUCCGCACCGUCCCAUUUCUUAUCUUGUGGGCGCUGCUGGUGCUGCUGGAGACCAACCUGCUGCUGCUCCCCCCAUUCAAUGGGACUUCCUCUCAAACAGUAUCACCUCCCUGAAGGACUUUUCCAUUUGCCGGCCAUAUUCGGAAAACGAGGUGGAUGAACUGGGAAUAUCUCGACAUCGCAUCGAAGGGACUGGCGUUUCCUUCCUUAAGGCCCUCCCACCAAGCAUUUCCAAACUAGGACUUCGGGGCUUGGGCGAUUUCUGGUUCGACGUUCAGGAAGAUAGAGUGCUCGAUAAUGACGAGGACAAGAUCGCCAUCCUCUCUCGCUUCACCAACCUCACUGAGUUGAGCUGGACUCGUUGCGGGGACAGUAGUUUGAAUGACCAUUUGGUCCAUUUUAUUCUGGGCCAUUGUACCCAAUUGCGAAAGUUAGAAUUGAGCUAUGCUUUUGCUCUAACGAAUGCUGCCAUUACAGGCGAAGACGAGAACGGAGUAGUUGUGGGCGUCUCAUUGAAGAAUUUGAACGGUUUGGUUCACCUCUCCAUCAAAGGAUGCAACAUUACACCUCGGGGGAUUCUCGCAGCUGUUGGACAUCCCUAUCUUCGUAGCUUGGAAUACUUGGGAUCUCUCGCGUUGUCCACCGACGAUCUUAAGAAGAUUGUUGAACAAAAUCCUAGUCUAGAAUCUGUUGCCGUGCACGUGUCUGGGCUAGAAGACCCACACGAGCUCAAACGUGAAUUAAAACUAGUUAAUCACAGAAUUCGCAAGUUGGUGGACUUGGGUGGGGAAGACGGGGACCAGGAUUCAAAUUCUGAUGCGGACGAACCCCGCCAGUGGGGCGGGAGUGACAUCAGCGGUGGUCCGCCCGACUAUGACGAUUUUUUUGGAGUGGACGAUGACUACGAUUACGACGACGACUACGACGAGGACGAGUUAGACUACGUCUAGCUCAUCUACUUGGUAUUGUAAUAAUAAAUACUACCAAUUGGGGAGCAUCCUUAAAGACUUAAAUGUGAUCUGUAAUAGACUGAUUUGUAAACAAAUUAAUUAAGUGUGUUGGAUAUAUGGUGCUAUUGUUACUUAGGAGUAGCAGCCAUUAUUAGAAUUUUCCUACUAUUAAUACUACGACAUAAAUCCGUAGAGCAUAAUAUAUGUGGAUUAUAAGUGCUAGGCAUAUGUGUUCAUAUUUUUUAUGAAUUUUCUACGGCAGAAGAUCUCAAAUAAAUGCCGUCUUUAUUACAAUAUA